UGUGAUCCUGGAGGGCUGUAGUUUCUGUUUCCAUAUUAACACGACGGCUGAAUUACCAAGGAAGCUUUUCUAAACAUUAUCUUAAAUUUAUAUUAAUAGUCUACGAUUUUUGUAAUUAAAUCGCAGAUAAUAGGGUUCAAAUUGCUCUUGUUUUUUGUUGUUGUUGGCAGUUAUGUCCAAGCAAUGUAACAACAAGCAACAUUAACUUGAUUUAAACUUCCGUAUGUGAAAUCAGUGCAGACCUGUGGGUUUCCACUGUAUUCACUAGUGUUUGUGAGCCGCUGUAUGUGUGGGUGGGAUUUCGCUCACGCUGCUUGCGGACACUAGUCGUGCAACAGUCAGAAAACUAGUUCGGUGCUUUUUUUUUUUUUUUUUGUCUUUGCUGUCAUGGAGUCCCUGAAGAACAAACACCGUUCUCGAUCUGUGUUCGUCUGUGUCUUUGUGUUGUGUGUCCAGCUGCAGCUGAGUUUGACGGCAGACUGCCCUGCAGAUGGACGCACCUGGGUGCCGUUUGAAGACAAAUGUUACCACUUUGUCCACGGAGAAGAAGACAAAAUCAAAAGCUACACUUUUGAGAGAGCGAAAACCCUCUGCCAGGGAUUUGAUCUUUUGACCAUCCAGAGCGCUGAGGAGAAUGACUUCGUCAUUAAAUAUAGCCCAGAGGUGUGGAAAGGCAUUGUCAACGUGUGGCUGGGCAUGUAUUAUGACACAAACAGUGACGACAUGAAGUGGUUCGGCGACGAUCCUGUGCGAUUCACUAACUGGGAGGACAGCUCUCCAUCAGACCUCAUGCCCUUGGAUACAUGUGUGGCUCUGCACAGCAACACGGGAAAGUGGGAAAAUGUCAGCUGUCUGGAUGAAGUGGAGAAUGGAGUGAUCUGUGAGACAGCUCAGAAGGCAAAGGAAGCCAAGCAGAAACCCAGCGCACUGCUAUCCACCCUUGUCAUUCUCAGCGUGGUCGCUAUAAUGGGAGUCUCAGCAGUUAUUUGGUUCCUGCACCAGAAGCACAAUCUUGGCUCCACUAUUCUCACGGCAUUCGAGUACCACCCUCCGUUCCGAGUCCUGGACACAGACCAGUCCUGCCUGGUGGAAGCUGAGGAGACCGACAGCGUGCCAUAGGAGAACUUUUUCUCCCUUCCACAAUAGGAAGCACCAGGCCCCCUCCUCAUUGGGUGGGUUGGUGUUCAUGCAAAGAGAAUUCCACUCUAAAAAACAGUUACAGAAGUAGUUUUGGGUUAACACAUGUUGAUGUCAUGACUCAGAAUAACAUAGUGUGAUUGUGAGAAAACUGACGCCAGGCUUACUCUAAUACUAACCUCUCGCUGUGGCACAUAAACAUCUCACUACUUUUUUUUGUCACCUGCACUAACGAAGAAUCAUCUGUAAUUUUUUCAGAUUGGUGCAUUUUCAUUUUCAUCAGGUUAUUAUCAGGCACUACACAUUUCUUGGAUAAUUUUUGGGAUUAUUAUUUUUCUUUUUGCAUAUUAAAAAAGUAAUUUACUAUUGCUCAUUCAAAUAGGGAGGGUUUAGAUGAAGAGCAAAACUUUCAUAUUUUUGUGAGCAGACAGAAAUUUCCUGUUACAGGGCUACACCAGCGAUUUAGUAUUGCAUUCCCAUAAACUUGGGGGACAAACAAGAGGGAGAUUUAAAUAAAAAUGGUCAACUGAUGCAGCAGAGAAUGAGACAUUGUGAUUUUUAGUCCCUAAAAUGGAUGAAGCUCCAAAAAUGCUGGAUUCUACAUUUCACAUAAUGCAACCAAUCACGUUUCCACUUGACCCUCACUGCCUGGUAAAUGCUCCACACCCCCCAGUUUGUAGCACAGGCUUUCUGUUAUACAUUAGUUGUCUGUAAGCCUGGUGACCUCAUUUUCUCAGAAAGAUCCCUCCAGAGCCACACUUGUUUAUACAACCAUGAUGAGUAAACUGACCUUUUAUGUGAAAUUUAUUGUUAAAAUCAGAGGAGUGUCCCUUUUUAAGCAGUAUUCAAAGAAACAGGAAUUCUCAAUCACAGGCUACCAAGGGCACAUGUAAACAGCUUGAUCCGAAUAAGAGCCCAGCUACACUAGGAGCAAUUGCCUUGUUACUCCAUGCAUGUAAAUGCAGCCAGUGAGGUAGAUUUGCACAGUCCAUAAAGCAGAUUAUUUUCUAGGUAAAAUAUAUUGAAAUGGAAAGCCGUUCUAAACCAGUGCCACCAGAGAACGUCCUCACCGGUUUCCCUGCAUUCUGUCCUGGGCUUUAGUUUUUAUUGUGACAAGGUGUGAAACUAACCAAAUAUAGCCAGUAAAACCAGAUGUAGUUAAAAAUCGUGACACUGAUCAAACUCUUUAUUCAUUCCAGGAUAUUUUCAAGCUGGCUAUCAUGAAAAGAAUCUACAUUCAUGGUUCAUCUGCCCUUUAUGUACUUUUUACCUGAUCAAAAGAUACAAUAUGUAUUUUUGGGGUUUCUGUUAAGUAUUCCCUUGCUGCCCUAUGAAAUUCAAUCUUGGCAUUAUCGUCGUUUUUAUUUUUUAGAGAGUGGACAUGAUUUUAAUGUUGGAAAUAAUAAAUCCUCCUGUGACAUUAAAGACAAUCAAGAUUUGGCUGUGGGAUGGGUAUAUUGCAGAAUUAUGCCAAGAGGUACACAUUUUCAACAGCAUGUAUGCUUUUGUGCAAUAUUUGAGAUUAAUUUGGCAGGAUCUGAGCCCUUGUGUGUUUUUCAUAAUAAAGUAUGUUUGACUGUAA
Molecule: messenger RNA, 2719 nt
Organism: Siniperca chuatsi (mandarin fish)
Lineage: Eukaryota; Metazoa; Chordata; Actinopteri; Centrarchiformes; Sinipercidae
Gene: cd302
Product: CD302 molecule
Exons: 6
Coding region: 388-1119 (243 amino acids)
Molecular function (GO): signaling receptor activity
Source: RefSeq, a predicted model, not a curated record